Messenger RNA from Torulaspora globosa, 1269 nucleotides. It is a transcript of the gene MAC1, whose product is annotated as Mac1p. The record is from RefSeq and is a predicted model, not a curated record. Bases 1 to 1269 code for a protein of 422 amino acids. Gene Ontology annotation, cellular component: nucleus. Gene Ontology annotation, biological process: intracellular iron ion homeostasis; intracellular copper ion homeostasis; positive regulation of transcription by RNA polymerase II. The transcript has a single exon. NCBI's taxonomy places the organism in Eukaryota, Fungi, Ascomycota, Saccharomycetes, Saccharomycetales, Saccharomycetaceae. Gene Ontology annotation, molecular function: DNA-binding transcription factor activity, RNA polymerase II-specific; copper ion binding; RNA polymerase II cis-regulatory region sequence-specific DNA binding.
AUGGACGUCGUGAUUCGUAUCAAGCAAAGCAGUACAUCAGAAGCUCGAUGCCGACUGUCAAGUCGCAGUAAGCGACGAUUGGGCUGGUGCUGGGACGCUCGAUGGGUUGAGGCUGGCGAGGUACCGAUGAUUAUCUAUGAUGGGGAGAAAUACGCGUGCGUGUCGUGCAUUCGGGGCCAUCGGUCUUCCACUUGUCGACAUACGAGCAGGAUGCUGGUGAAGGUGCGUAGUCGCGGCAGACAUGCGUCUCUGGACAUUAGGAAGGUGAUUAUUGUGGACACGGAGUCGCAGGUUACGCCCGAUGACAACCAACAGGGAGGCGACAGCAGCGAAAGCUGCGACGGGGCCAAGGAAUGCGACAAGAUGAACAAACAGCCGAUUCUGUUCCUGCGAACGAUUCGAAUGCAAAAGGCCGUGCUGAUAGACGGUAAGCUGAAGAUUAUAGUGGAGGAAAACGGUUCCGGGAAUGAUGAUGAGGGAAAGCCGUCUUACAAGUACGUCUCCGAGAAGGAGUUUCUGAGACAGUGUUCUAUCAAUCUGAGCAGCGCCGGGGAGGGAUGCCGGUGUUCAUGCAAGGAAUCGCAGGCGAACGGCAUUAAAACAGAGAACAAGCAGGAGGUGAACAAGGCGCUGCGUGCCGGACAUCCGGCGGAACUGCCGGCCCAGAGUCCAGAUGCAGCGCAGAACGUUAGCCAGACGGCAGUUUCCGAUCUUUCCUCUCAGAGCUUCUUCAAGGCGAAACCGAUGUUUGAGUUGCUUACUCAUAGGGGCCUCUACCUGAGCACUCAAUGCUCCUGCAAAGAGGGCAACUGUCCGUGUGCCACCUGCCUAUUGCACAGAAACGAGGAUGAGCUGAACUCUUACAUUCAACGAAGUGGUGUGCCGCUCACCAAUAUGGGGGAGGCCCCGGUGGCGCAUCAGACGAGCGUUUCCUGCCCGAAUAGCUGUAACUGUUCAGCAGAGGAAUGCCAGUGUCAGGACUGCCUGGAGCAUCCUACAGAAAUAAUUUCAUUCAAUCGAUUUGUCUUUUUCGGCAUCCUCAAUGUCAAUCUGAAGAGGAAAACUAUAAUAAACUACAAGGGCCGACUAAUACCUUCGCAGUUCUGGUGGGAUUUCCUGAAACAUCAGGUGCCACUGAUGUCCGAGAAUCAAUUGGACAACCUGGAGAUCAAUAGCUGGUUCGAUAAAAUCGUGACCACUUACGAUUCGCAAUUGAUUGAUACCCGUAAUCUUCACUUCGACUUCGCCAACCCAAUGUUUGGCGCCUAG